This is a messenger RNA of Maudiozyma saulgeensis, 2424 nucleotides long. Lineage: Eukaryota; Fungi; Ascomycota; Saccharomycetes; Saccharomycetales; Saccharomycetaceae. The record is from the annotation of a GenBank genome assembly.
AUGGGUAUUCAAGGAUUGUUACCACAAUUAAAGCCUAUUCAAAAUCCAGUUACACUCCGAAGAUAUGAAGGUCAAACUUUGGGGAUAGAUGGGUAUGCUUGGUUACAUAAAGCUGCGUAUUCAUGUGCAUAUGAAUUGGUGAUGGGGGAACCUACAGAAAGAUAUCUUAACUUUUUUAUUAAAAGAUUUGCAUUAUUAAAAGCAUUUAAUAUUCAACCAUAUUUAGUAUUUGAUGGUGAUGGUGUACCUGUGAAAAAAGGAACUGAAAUAAAGAGAAGAGAGAAGAGAAUAGAAAAUAAAGAAAUAGCGCAACGGUUAUGGAAAUCAGGUGAAAAGAAAAAUGCAAUGGAUUUUUUCCAAAAAUGUGUUGAUAUUACACCAUCAAUGGCAAAAUGUGUCAUAGACUAUUGUAAUACAAAUAACAUCAAAUAUGUUGUUGCCCCGUUCGAAGCUGAUCCACAGAUGGUAUAUCUAGAAAAUAAAGGACUUAUUCAUGGUAUUAUUUCUGAGGAUUCAGAUUUACUUGUUUUUGGCUGUCGAAGAUUAAUCACGAAAUUGAAUGAUUUUGGUGAAUGCAUUGAGAUUUGCCGAGAUGAUUUCAAUAAACUUCCUAAUAAAUUUCCCCUGGGUCAACUUAAUGAUGAAGAGAUGCGAACAAUGGUAUGCUUAUCUGGUUGUGAUUACACAGAUGGUAUUCCGAAGGUAGGUCUUGUGACUGCAAUGAAACUUGUGAGUAGAAUGAGGGACAUCAAACGAAUUGUCCUCCAUAUUCAGAGGGAAGGUAAAUUGAAGGUUCCACGCGAUUUUUUAAAAGAAUAUGAACGUGCAUCAUACGGGUUUUUAUAUCAACGAGUGUUUUGUCCCUUGACCAAACGAAUUGUCAGUUUCCAUGAUAUCCCAGAAUCCUUAUCUGCAUCUCAAACUCACAGGGAGACGAUCUCUACUUGUAUUGGCUCUGUAAUUAACAAAAAAACACAACAGAAAAUGGUUUUAUUUGAUGAGAAUGAGAUUGAUCAUCGUAUUCACCUAAAGCAGGCAAUGGGUGAAUUGGACCCCUACAAUUUCAUGAAGCCAUUGAUUAGUCGAGAAAGAGUUCUGCAAUUAACUUCAAAAUCAGAAAUGGUCAUUAGAAAUGACAAGUUGCCGUUAAAUGAUACUAGCAAUAUUAAAAGAAAAAGACCAACGGUUAAGUCAAUCGACUCUUUCUUUAAGACAAAUAAUAUAGCUUCAAUAACUAAAAAUUUUAAAACUGAAUCACAUAGUGUGAGUAGCUAUAAUCUUGGAAUGGCAUUAAUUCCGAAAUAUGUUGAUAAACAGGUUGAAACAGUAAAAAAGAGAAAACUUAUUAAGCCGGAUGAUGAAAACAUUCAAAUCACAGAUUCCAUUCAAUCAACAAGUAAGUUUUUCAGUAAAAGGAAUAACAGUAAGCAGAAAUUGAUGCAGAGUACACAAUCAGACUCUGAACCGGUACCAACAAUCAACUCUGAAUUAAAUUCGAGUCGUGCAAGUACCAUAGUAGAUGAACAGCCCCAAUUUGAUACUCCGAAUGAUGGAUAUACUAGUGAUAUCGCUGAAUCAGAAAUCUCUACGGAUAUUCCAAGUUCAUUCCCCCUCAAUAAUAGAAUUAAUGAAAUCGAAUCACAUGUUGUGACAAAGAAUUAUACCUCACCAAUAGAUGUUUCUGAGGAUAAAAACAUUAAAAAUAAUUCUUUUACAGAUUUUGUGAACUCUAGAGAGAAUUCUAUUAAAACAAGGGGUAUAUUUAGAAGUGUUACAAGGAGUUCGAGUGAAUUACAUUCUUCAGAGAGAGAUACAGAAGAACUCUAUAAUAAUGAUAUAUCUGAUAAAGAAAACUCUCAACCAAAAAGGCUAAUUGGAGCAUUAUCAGUGAAAAUAUCUAGUAAAUCUGGAGUAUAUCAGACAAGACAACAAAAACAAGUAUCGUCAACAGAUGAAAAAAAUCAUGUUUCUAAUGUUAAUUGCACCUCAAGCAGUUUCUUAGCUCUACAAUCGUUCAAAUAUUCUGCUGUUAAGGAACAAUCGAUGAAAAGGAAUCCAUUAAAAUCGUAUGAUAUUAAUCAAAAACCUAUUCCAACAAGAACUUUAAAAGCAAAUACAUCUAUUAACGAACAAAGUAGAAAAAUAUCAGUAUCUCUAAAUCAGAAAGGUUUUGAUGAAAGUGAUGAAAUUCGUAGAGAUUAUGAAAGUCUUAAAAGAAGAAAUAAGGAUUCUGAAAGAAAUGUUCAAAAUAUUGAUAUUGAGCAUACUGGUUCUGAUAAUAUCGGAACAAUAGAACGUAAACAAAAUAGUAUUCAUGUUAAAAUCAAUCGUAGAAGUGCCACUAUAGAAUCAGGCUUGGAUGCUUCUGCACCCUUAAAAAGAUCCGUCUCAUUACUUUCUCAAUUUAGAUACAAAGGGAAAUAA